Molecule: messenger RNA, 546 nt
Organism: Trichophyton benhamiae CBS 112371
Lineage: Eukaryota; Fungi; Ascomycota; Eurotiomycetes; Onygenales; Arthrodermataceae
Exons: 2
Coding region: 1-546 (181 amino acids)
Source: RefSeq, a predicted model, not a curated record
AUGGCUGGACGCGCUGGGGAGCUUACUUACCAAGCCGACAACAAGAGCAACGCGAGCAACGCGCGCGAGAGAGAGACGGAGGGGCAGAGAGGUGCAAGCAGGAGAGCCGAAGGUGAUGGCGAAGGCGAGGUAGAGAGACCGAAGCAGCAGCAAGAAGCAGGAGGAGGAGGAGAAGCAGAAGAUAAGCCGCGGAAGAGGCGGGCAGCAGAAGCCGCCUGCGCCGUCCGCUUUGCUGCAAGCUUCUUCCCAGAUUCCCGCCGGCCUUUCCCUUUUGGGCCGAGAGGCGCUGGGCAGGCUCGCUCACGUGAACCAGCCAGGGAAAGACGACGGACAGAGAGUGCCAGAGGAGAGCCAGAGGAGAGCCAGAGUGAUGAUGGCUGGGACGGCUGGGACGGCGAGGCCAGCCAGGGACAUGGACAUGGACGCCCUGCAGUGUCCACGCUGCUCUGCUCCGGCCCGAAGAGCAAGGCGGGCACAACGCAAGUCGAGUUCCAGCGCAAGAUGCCUCCUCGGAAGAAGGCUCCCAGCGUACGGAGUACGGAGUAG